GAAACGUCAGAGUUUUUUGUACAGAAAAUUACAUCGAACUGGAGUAACAAGGAAUUUCAACAUUUUGGUAGCAUUUAGGUUAUUUUGGAUGGACUUGAAAUUCCACGUGUCUUCACAUUAACAUGGAAACACUAGGAGUAGUUUACAAUUUCCUGAAGACCAAAAAUAGGCCGUACAACAUUAAUGAUCUUGUGACGAAUCUUCCGAAUGAGAAGAGUAAAGCAGCUAUUCAACAGGCACUAGAGAAGCUGAAGAAAGAACAAAAAAUCAUCGAAAAGAUUUAUGGAAAGCAAAAGAUCUAUUGUAUAAAGCAAGAAAGCCAGCAUGAUGCUGCCGAGUUGAGCAGAAUGACUGGUGAUCUUCAAGCUCACGCAAACGAGUUAGAAAUCAGACGGAAACAGAUUGAGAAUGAUAUCAAAGUCCUAGAGGUAAAAUUGGAAGCGCUGAAGUCCGGCCCGACUCUCGAGGAAGCGAUCAUCGAGAGGGAGACAAUUAAAACAAGAGUGACAGCACAUGAAAGAAAAUUGGAUUACCUCAUGGAGCGGUGCGGGAGUCAGCCUAAUCUCGUGGAAAAGAAGAAGAAAGCUGAGCAAUUGAGGGAGCAGUAUUCACGUGAAUAUUUGAAGAGGAAGAGAAUGGGUUCUGAGAUUAUCGAUAGUAUUCUGGAAGGAUUCCCCGGUACGAAGAAGCAACUAUUAGACGACGUGGGGAUCGACGAGAGAAUCGUCAAAUAAAAAAUCCCAUCAUUUAUUUCGAUGAAAAAUAUUCUGUUCAUCGAUUAUUUUAUACUUUUCAAAUUGUUUUUCAUAUUUAAUCGAUCUAUUUAUUGUAGUCCAAGUUAUAAAAAUGGAAGACGGAGAAAUUUA
Molecule: messenger RNA, 866 nt
Organism: Fopius arisanus
Lineage: Eukaryota; Metazoa; Arthropoda; Insecta; Hymenoptera; Braconidae
Product: homologous-pairing protein 2 homolog
Exons: 3
Coding region: 123-734 (203 amino acids)
Biological process (GO): homologous chromosome pairing at meiosis; meiotic strand invasion involved in reciprocal meiotic recombination; meiotic joint molecule formation
Cellular component (GO): condensed nuclear chromosome; DNA recombinase auxiliary factor complex
Molecular function (GO): recombinase activator activity; double-stranded DNA binding
Source: RefSeq, a predicted model, not a curated record